Molecule: messenger RNA, 10438 nt
Organism: Salvelinus fontinalis (brook trout)
Lineage: Eukaryota; Metazoa; Chordata; Actinopteri; Salmoniformes; Salmonidae
Product: proline-, glutamic acid- and leucine-rich protein 1-like
Exons: 6
Coding region: 675-2252 (525 amino acids)
Source: RefSeq, a predicted model, not a curated record
GACCUUGGCCAAGCAUCCCUACCUCAUCCCUACCCCACCCCACCCCUACCCCAUCCCUACCCCUCAUGGUGGCUGAAACAAUUAGGCACCUAUACAAAUAAAGAAAAUACGUUGCUUGCAAUUCUACACAAUGCAAGACAUUGAAUUUGGAAUAAAAGUCGUUUAAAACGGAUCUCUACUAAGCAGCCAUCUCUUUAUCAGCCUCUGCGACUGUUGCCAGGAGCUGGAGAUAGACCGGCGACGUCCAAUCAUCUGCACAGCCAUCUCCUCUUUUCCUAGUUUGAGAAGGCUGGAAUUACAUGACAUCAUUUAAAGAGCGCCCCCGUACCACCAACGAGGAAAAAAAGAAAACUUGAAUCGUCAAUCCUCCAUCUUCCUACGAGCUGGAAGAGAAAACACCUGAGCGCCGUUUGCCAUUUGGACGCUUUCCCUUCCCUGGUCGAUAUCGCGCAGCCUGUACCAUUUUUGGAUUGGCGGCGGUGGUAUCCCCGAUAGUAUCGGAUUCGGGGAGGGGCGUUCUCUCCGCACGGGGAAUGGCGGCGCAGGAGGCUGCUGUGCUGUGGAUUCAGUGUGGGAGAGAGAUGGGGCUUAGCACAAUAAGAUAGAUCCCAGUGCUCUCUGUUUUCCACUCUCUCUCUCUCUGUUGUCGUUCUAAAUCUCUGCUGCCCCUGGUCAUGGAUCCAGAGAAAACGUUGACGUUCUGCCUUGGACUCAAAGCAGAAGCGAUGACCAUCUCCCUGCAGGGGCUGGAAGGACCAGCAGCUAAGACGACUGUGUCUCCAAAGGGUUCAGACAUGGGAACCAUCAACAAGGGGGUGAAGGACCAAGCUGGCUCAGGCAGCCAGCCCAUGCUCAGUCAUAAGUACUGUCCUGGGGUCAACAACAACCCAGGCUACCUGUGUGAGACGGGCCACUGCUGUGGGGAGACAGGAUGCUGCACCUACUACUACGAGCUGUGGUGGUUCUGGCUACUGUGGACCAUUGUGAUUCUGUUCAGCUGUUGCUGUGCCUACCGCCACCGGCGGGCCAAGCUGCGUAUCCAGCAGCAGCAGAGACAGAGGGAGAUCAACCUGAUCGCCUACCACGGAGCCUGCAACUACCCUGCGUCCAUGUUGGACCUCAGUUUCCUGGCCUCCUUCAAGCUGCCGUCCUAUGAGGAGGUGGCAGCCCAGCCCCCCUCACCCCCUCCAUCCUACAGCUCCGUCUUUGCUCUGCAGGGGGCGAUGGGGGGCGCCACCGCUUACACAGCCACCCCUUACGGUUCAGCCUACCCCCAUCACCACCAGCAACAACCCCCCGGCCCUCCCUCCUACUUGGUUAGCUCCAGGGCGGGCCCCAGCGGUGCCGGUGGUGGCCUGACCUCAUCUCAGAGUUCAGACAACUACACCAGCUGCUCCUGCGAGUCCUGCUCCCUCCUCACCUCCCCAUCCAGCACCUCCUUCUCUGUCCAGGUGACCUACGAGACGGAUAAUACCAGUCAUGCCUCCACACCCGGUAGUGAGGUUGGAGGAGGAGGGGGGGAGGUCCUGAGAGGCUUCCCCAGGGAGGGUUCAUCUCUAGAGGGCGUUGUGUCUGCCAGGUCCCCUUUGUCUCCUGGAGGAUAUCCACCUCCUCCUCUGCCCCCUCCUCCACCUGAACUUCUACCUACACCUUCUCCCACAGCGUCUUCUCCUCUCCCUCCCACUCUCCCCCUUCCCAAACUAUCUUCUCCCUCUCCACUUCCUCCUUCACAUCAUCCGCCACUCCCUCCACUCAUCCUUAUGGACCCCCUGGCUGUGCUGGCUGAGCAGAGAGGGGUGGAGGGCGGCCUGAGUGAAGGGGGGAUCACAGCGAGACAGAGCCCUUCCAUCCUCUCUCCCCCCAAGCCCACCCAGUCUCCCCCCAAACACGCCCUCUUCUCCACCAACGUGGACUUCUUCGAGCCCGUGGACUUCUUCGAGCCCGUGGAGAAAGAGAGGAGAGAGGAAGAGGAGGAGGAGGAAGAGGAGGAUGAGGAUCAUUUCCGUCACCGCCGGCUCACAGGCGACUCCGGCAUCGAAGUGUGCCGCUGCCAAGUGAAGAGCGAGGAAGAGGGUGUGGAGAAGAAGGUGGAAGAAGAUCAAGAUGGAGGAAGGGAUGGAGAGGAGGGGGCGGGUUUCCUCCAUGACAGUGUGGACUGUUCCCUUCGAGCGCAGCAGGUCGCCCAGUGUGGCCACGCCUCCUCGGCCAUCCCCAGGGGCGGGGACGCCAUCAUCACCGUGGAGUCGUCAUGAGGACAGCCAAUGAGGGCCAACUACUUCGGUCAGGUGACCAAAACUCACUUGACUGACAACAAAUGGAGCCAAUGGCGCUUAAAAGUGUUUACUUUGACCCAGUAGCACCCCCUACUGUUCAAGCCAGAAAGGAAGCCAAAGCCCACAUCAACUAGUAUGGGCCUGCUUGUGUUAACGGCUUACUGUAGUAAUGUCAAGUCACCAUAGUAACACAGAGGAAGAGGGUCAUCACAGCCUUCUAAUUGAAAGGAGGAAGGAAGUCGUUACAGAGGGAGUCGGACUGUUUAUCUGUGUUGAUCUUUCUGUCAUUAUCAUUCUGUCCCGCAGCGCUGCCACCGGGAACAAAGACACCUUUUAUUAGUUCUCAAAGUGCAGAAACCAAUGCGGCAGUGAAACUGCUAAUGAUACUCUGUCUCUCUUUCUCUUUCUCUCUCUCUCUCUAUCUGUCUCUCGCUCCCUCUCUCUCUCUGUCUCUCUCACCAUCUCUCUCUCUCUUUCUCUCUCGUCACCGGAAGAGGAGCAACAGCUGCAUGAGACAGUAUAAAGUCAGCACAAUGUUCACACAGUCUCCCUCGCACACGCACACGCACACGCACACGCACAGGCACAGGCACAGGCACAGGCACACGCACACGCACACGCACACGCACACGCACACGCACACACACACACACACACACACACACACAACAACCCACCUGCUGUGUCUGAAGCUCUGCUGCACCUGCCCUUUUGCUUUGCAAAAAUACCUCCCACUUUUUUCCUCUCCCCAUUCUCCCAUCAGAGUACUGUUUGCUUCUCUUCUCCUCCUCUCUUCCUCUCCAAUCCCUCUCUCUCAGAGCAGCCUGCCUUUGACGAGGGCCAGUAGUUGAUGUUGCUGUUGGAUGUACAGUCAUUGACAAGGUGAGACUGGGUCUAGUCUAGUAACAGGCUGGUACAGACUGACCUCACUGUCUGACACCCACAUUGAUCUGUUGUUGCGCUGCUGCUCGGACGAUCGGCAAUCCGCAAGGCAAUAAUGAUAUGAACAAUGGUUAUGAUGAUGGACAAGAGCUAUUGAGAUCACUCCAGGACUGUCUGACUGUCUGUUGGAAUCGGAGGUGUCAGUGACAACAAUAUGAACACUGAGAAAGAGGUGGUGGGCACAGUUACAACACGCCAAGACUUUGCUUUGGUUUUCUGAUACGUAUCCUAGUGCUGUUUCACUGUCGGCUACUAGUACACAUCCAGACGUUGUCCUAUUCUGACAUUUUAAAAGAGGAAUUGUGGUGUGUUUUUCUCCCAAGGUUUACAACUAUGUACCAUGUGGACUGAUCUUAGUGGGCUCUCUACCCGAUCCACACCCUCCUCUCUCUGUCCUCUUGCCAUGGAGUUUCCUUAUCUGCUCAAUUGCUCAUUCAACAGCCUAACUCUAACUUUAAACCUUCUCCUAUGAUACUGAAUGUAAUCAUUUGCAUAUUAGCAACACCAAGCAAAUGAAGAGCUAACUGAACGAAGGACUGUUAAUAUCAGAAGUUGCAGCUUUGCACUUGGGUUUCGUCAUCUGAAUGGAAGUGGCCAGUUUGUCGUGAUCUAGACUGUUGUAUCCUAAAUAGUGCCCUCUCCCAUAUUGUCCUAGACCUAGAGUGAAUGGAGGAGUUGUUUUGUGAGCUUUUCAAACUGGAACCGCGACAGGGCUUUCUCUCGUGUGCUUUGCUGUUGUGUGUUUAGGUUCAUUUGCUUUUGAAAGUUAUUGGCUGCUCUGCCAACAGAUAUACACCACAUGUAUUUGCUAAGUGUCAGCACCAUCUUUCAACCAGCUUCUUGCAGUUUGAAUAAUCACAAAUCAUUUAUUUUUGAAUUGAACAGAACCAUUUGACCAUAAUCGCCUAAGGAUCGGUACAGAUUGAGUGCUCACUAGUCAAUUACAGAAUGACUCAAUUUAAACAGCGAUCAAAAUAUACUGCCGAAUGUUAUUGUGCUGAACAGGCGUAGUGUGAAAAUGAGAAAAUCACAGCUUUCAUUUCAUGUUGUUGUUAUUGUCACAUAUAUAGUUAUCUGAAGGCUACAUUUAGUUUCUCGGGUAACAAGCAGUGGCUUCAUACUGUAGGAAUGGUUGCCAUGGAUUUCCCAUGUACUGAGUCUUGUUUGAGACCCAAGCCUGACUUCAAAGCUAUUGACCUCUAGAUUGGCUCAAAGCUACAGUAGAUUUUAAUACUGUAACCAGUUGGACUAUUCUCUGCGACUAGCAUCAAGGUGGUGAUGGAUAUCUUGUCAUCUGGGCUGGAGAGAAAUAGCAUGUUAACUCUUAGUGUGACUACAACCACAGACAGGACAUGAUCCUUGCAUUUCAUUUUCUACAUCUCUCUUUCACCACUAUGUGUGCAUGUGUGUGUGUCUAUGUGUGUGUGCAUGUGUGUGUGUUUGUGUAAAGCUCUUAUUCGUCAGCUUAUGUAUAAUUACAGUUAUUGCUGAUGAGUCACUCGCUCCCACUGGCUCAUUCACCUGGGUGAACAUUUCUGGGAAAAUGUAUUUUUUUGACCAGAUUUCCAUGUUCAGACAUCCUGUGUGGUUAAAGAAAACAUUGUGUACGUGUGAACGGUGGGACUCAGAGACUGUCACAAAGCAUGAUGUCAUGUCAUCACGUCAGUCAGUGCAGCCGCAUAGCUGAGCGUGGGGAGGGAGGGAGAGAGGGAGAGAGAGGGUGAGAGAGAGAGACGGGGGAGGGAGAGAGAUGGGGAGAGAGAGAACGAGAGAGAGAGAGAGAGGGGUGGUAAGAGAGGGAGGGAGAGGGGGGAGAGCGAGAGAGAGAAAGAGAGAGAGAGAGGGAGAGAUGGGGGAGGGAGAGAGAUGGGGAAAGAGAGAGAGGGAGAGGGGGGAGAGAGCGACAGAAAGAGAGAGAGAGAGGGGGAGAGAGAAAGAUAGAGAGUUGAGAGAUAAACAUAACAUGAACAGCCAGUGGGCUCAAUGCUCAUCUGUGUCUUGCUGACGGAGAGGCUGUUUUUCAUGACUAAGUAUUUGGGUUCUCCUCUGUCAUGUAGUACUGUCCUAUGUGUGGUGGUCUUCUAGUCAUAUACAGGAACCCAUGUUCAGCGGUACUAUUUCAGCAGUCUCUUUUUAAAGAUACUCACAGUACAACUAUGAAAUGCGAGACGUGCAAAAAAAAAGGUACAUGUUUAGCAAUAGAAUGGCAUUAACUGUUAUCCCUUCCGCUGAUCAUUGUAGGUUGAAAACGUGUUGUAAUCAAGUUGUAAACAUGUUAUGUGUUGAAAACUUGUUGUAAUGACAACAUUUACCUGUCGAUCAAUGACUUGUGAAACUGCAUUUUAAUAAGAACCAUGUCUGUUUCAAAGUUACCCUUUAAGUACAGGUCUCAGACCAGCUGACUCGACCCCCACUCCUAAUCUUAACCAUUGGGACAUGAGAAGCAAAGCUGACCUCAGAGCAGCUCUUUUUGUGACUAUGUCUAUUUCUUUUGCCUUGUCAGCUGCCAGUUGUUUCCUAUGAACAGUAUGCUUCUUCUAGCCUGGUCCCCAAUCUGUUUGUGCUGUCUUCUCAGAUCUGGAACCAGGCUAUGCCCACCCCCCCCAGUCCCUUUGUUGAUAGGCCAAGGCAAAAUGUCAGACUGUUACCUCGCCGAGUUAUUGACUGCGAUUGGAUGUUGACCCUUUUUUUCUGAUACUAUAUAGCCUCCUCUAUAUUUGUACUACUAGCUACUACCUUUAUUUUGUAUACCCAGCGAAUUUAAUUAUAAGCAUUGGUACAGUAGUGCCAAGUUAAUUUUGUCGAAAGCUGGGUCAUAUUCACUAGGGGGGGGGGGGGGGCGACAAGUGUUUCUUAUUGGCCAAAAUAAGGAAGUCCUUCUCUGUUUCAGUCCAUUUUUUUACCGCUUGGUACAUAAUGAAUAUUACACUGUUGGGCCAGAAUGUCCGAAGACUGUUGGUUUUGCUCCCAGCAGGGAAGAAUGUCUCACGUUUCACCGAUGUCCUAAUAUGGAUGAUGCACUAUCCUGCCAUUGACUGAUAGCAGGCUUUAGCAACUACAGUUGAAGUCGGAAGUUUACAUACACUUAGGUAGGAGUCAUUAAAACUCGUUUUUCAACCACUCCACAAAUUUCUUGUUAACAAACUAUAGUUUUGGCAAGUUGGUUAGGACAUCUACUGUGUUCAUGACACAAGUAAUUUUUCCAACAAUUGUUUACAGACAGAUUAUUUCACUUAUAAUUCACUGUAUCACAAUUCCAGUUGGUCAGAAGUUUACAUACACUAAGUUGACUGUGCCUUUUAACAGUUUGGAAAAUUCCAGAAAAUUAUGUCAUGGCUUUAGAAGCUUCUGAUAGGCUAAUUGACAUCAUUUGAGUCAAUUGGAGGUGUACCUGUGGAUGUAUUUCAAGGCCUACCUUCAAAUUGAGUGCCUCUUUUCCUGGCCACAUGGGAAAAUCAAAAGAAAUCAGCCAAGACCUCAGGAAAAAAUGUAGACCUCCGCAAGUCUGGUUCAUCCUUGGGAGCAAUUUCCAAACACCUGAAGGUACCACGUUCAUCUGUAUAAACAAUAGUACGCAAGUAUAAACACCAUGGGACCACGGAGCCGUCAUAUCGCUCAGGAAGGAGACGCGUUCUGUGUCCUAGAGAUGAACGUACUUUGGUGUGAAAAGUGCAAAUCAAUCCCAGAACAACAGCAAAGGACCUUGUGAAGAUCCUGGAGGAAACAGGUACAAAAGUAUCUAUAUCCACAGUAAAACGAGUCCUAUAUCGACAUAACUUGAAAGGCCGCUCAGCAAGGAAGAAGCCACGGCUCCAAACCGCCAGAAAAAAGCCAGACUACGGUUUGCAACUGCACAUGGGGACAAAGAUUGUACUUUUUGGAGAAAUGUCCUCUGGUCUGAAUAAACAAAAAUAGAACUGUUUGGCCAUAAUGACCAUCGUUAUGUUUGGAGGAAAAAUGGAAAGGCCUGCAAGCCGAAGAACACCAUCCCAACCGUGAAGCACGGGGGUGGCAGCAUCAUGUCGUGGGGGUGCUUUGCUGCAGGAGGGACUGGUGCACUUCACAGAAUAGAUGGCAUAAAAUUAUAUUGAAGCAACAUCUCAACACAUCAGUCAGGAAGUUAAAGCUUGGGUCUUCCAAAUGGACAAUGACCCCAAGCAUACUUCCAAAGUUGUGGCAAAAUGGCUUAAGGACAACAAAGUCAAGCUAUUGGAGUGGCCAUCACAAAGCCCUGACUUCAAUCCUAUAGAAAAUUUGUGGGCAGAACUGAAAAAGUGUGUGCGAGUAAGGAGGCCUACAAACCUGACUCAGUUACACCAGCUCUGUCAGGAGGAAUGGGACAAAAUUCACCUAACUUAUUGUGGGAGGCUUGUGGAAGGCUACCCGAAACAUUUGACCCAAGUUAAACAAUUUAAAGAGAAUGCUACCAAAUACUAAUUGAGUGUAUGUAAACUUCUGACCCACUAGGAAAGUGAUGAACGAAAUACAAGCUGAAAUAAAUCAUUCUCUCUACUAUUAUUCUGACAUUUCACAUUAAAAUAAAGUGGUAAUCCUAACUCUUUUAAGACAGGGAAUUCUUACUAGGAUUAAAUGUCCGGAAUUGUGAAAAACCGAGUUUAAAUGUAUUUGGCUAAGGUGUAUGUAAACUUCCGACUUCAACUGUACAGUCAUGGCCAAAAGUUUUGAGAAUGUCACAAAUAUUAAUUUUCACAAAGUCUGCUGCCUCAGUUUGUAUGAUGGCAAUUUGCAUAUACUCCAGAAUGUUAUGAAGAGUGAUCAGAUGAAUUGUCGCAAAGUCCCUCUUUGCCAUGCAAAUGAACUGAAUCCCCCAAAUCAUUUCCACUGCAUUUCAGCCCUGCCACAAAACGACCAGCUGACAUCAUGUCAGUGAUUCUCUCGUUAACAUAUGUGUGAGUGUUGACGAGGACAAGGCUGGAGAUCACUCUGUCAUACUGAUUGAGUUCGAAUAACAGACUGAACGCUUCAAAAGGAGGGUGGUGCUUGGAAUCAUUGUUCUUCCUCUGUCAACCAUGGUUACCUGCAAGGAAACACAUGCCGUCAUCAUUGCUUUGCACAAAAAAGGCUUCACAGGCAAGGAUAUUGCUGCCAGUAAGAUUGCACCUAAAUCAACCAUUUAUCGGAUCAUCAAGAACUUCAAGGAGAGCGGUUCAAUUGUUGUGAAGAAGGCUUCAAGGUGCCCAAGAAAGUCCAGCAAGCGCCAGGACCGUCUCCUAAAGUUGUUUCAGCUGCGGGAUCGGGGCACCACCAGUACAGAGCUUGCUCAGGAAUGGCAGCAGGCAGGUGUGAGUGCAUCUGCACACACUGUGAGGCGAAUACUUUUGGAGGAUGGCCUGGUGUCAUGAAGGGCAGCAAAGAAGCCACUUCUCUCCAGGAAAAACAUCAGGGACAGACUGAUAUUCUGCAAAAUGGCAUUCUGCAAAAGGCAUUGGACUGCUGAGGACUGGGGUAAAGUCAUUUUCUCGGAUGAAUCCCCUUUCCGAUUGUUUGGGGCAUCCGGAGAAAAGCUUGUCCGGAGAAGACAAGGUGAGCGCAACCAUCAGUCUUGUGUCAUGCCAACAGUAAAGGAUCCUGAGUCCAUUCAUGUGUGGGGUUGCUUCUUAGCCAAGGGAGUGGGCUCACUCACAAUUUUGCCUAAGAACACAGCCAUGAAUAAAGAAUGGUACCAACACAUCCUCCUAGAGCAACUUCUCCCAACCAUCCAGGAACAGUUUGGUGACGAACAAUGCCUUUCCAGCAUGAUGGAGCACCUUGCCAUAAGGCAAAAGUGAUAACUAAGUGGCUCGGGGAACAAAACAUCAAUAUUUCGGGUCCAUGGCCAGGAAACUCCCCAGACCUUAAUCCCAUUGAGAACUUGUGGUCAAUCCUCAAGAGGCGGGUGGACAAACAAAACCCCACAAAUUCUGAUAGGGUGGAUUGCAGAGGUCUUGAAAAAGAAGGGUCAACACUGCAAAUAUUGACUCUUUGCAUCAACUUAAUGUAAUUGUCAAUAAAAGCCUUUGACACUUAUGAAAUGCUUGUAAUUAUACUUCAGUAUUCCAUAGUAACAUCUGACAAAAAUAUCUGAAGACACUGACACAGCAAACUUUGUGGAAAUUAAUAUUUGUGUCAUUCUCAAAACUUUUGGCCACGACUGUAUGUGAUAUACACUGAGGGUACAAAACAUUAAGAACACCUUCCUAAUAUUGAGUCCCCUCCUAUGUUGACUCCAAUGCUUCCCACAGUUGUGUCAAGUUGGCUGGAUGUCCUUUGGGUGGUGAACCAUUCUUAAUACACGCAGGAAACUGUUGAACGUGAAAAACCCAACGGCGUUGUGCCUGGCACCUACUACCAGACCUUGUUCAAAGGUACUUCAAUCUUUUGUCUUGCCCAUUCAAUCUCUAAAUGGUAUACAUACACAGUCCAUGUCUCAAUUGGCUCACCUGAAUUCACCUGGUCAGUCUUUGUCAUGGAAAGAGCAGGUGUUCAUAAUGUUUUGUACACUCGGUGUUCAUGUAGGUAUAGCAACUAUGUGAUAUACAUGUAGCUAUAGCAAAUAUGUGACUGUUAGUUAUUUAUAAUGAACAAUGUGUAUUCCUUGAGGGUAUGCUACUGUACAAGUAAUUGCAAUUCUGUCUCUUCUGUCUAUCAUGCAUGUUUGAUUCUGAGAGAGAAGGUUGACAGCACUGUCACCAGUGUAACUGUAUGUAUCAUCAUUGCAGCUAUUGAUUAUUAUUAACAUAUUAAUGAUGAAGGCAUUGAUUAUAAUAAACAUAUUCAUGAUAAAGCUAUUGAUUAUAAUAAGCUUCCUAAAGCUUAACAUUUAUUGAUGGUGAUAUUUGUUAAUUUGAUGCUAUUGUCCGUUGACCAGUCUCAGCCCUUUUUUCAGAAACGUGUCAUUAUGAAUAUCUCAUUGGUUCAUUCUGUAUUCCCUGUGCAUAGCAGACUAAUGACAUGGUGAUUUCUAAUCCAUCUCUCGGUGUAACACAUGCUAGAACUGUACUAUGUACUGAUAUUGUUGACUUGUUUCUUUCCUGUCUCAACCAGUGCUUUUUCAGAUGCUUCAUUGCGUAUUAGGUUGAAUAUCCAUGCAUUCUUCAUGUCACUCUGUCACCUACAGGUCCUGGUUUUUACCAUAUUGGACUUGGUCGUCCACAAUGCUUAUUAUGAAACAAACUGUGGAUUUUAGGUAGAAAUAAAUGUUGCAAAGUCCUGCACAAACACUA